UGAAGGCAGGUAGGUAGUGCCAGUCCCAGGAGGAGGAGGAGGCACCUGUAGAGAAGAACAGGAUCCUGCAGUCCCUCAGAGGGCUGCGCCUUUCAUCACCUGGACAGACCCGUGUGCCCGACACUCCUCUUCCACCCUGUGGCCCCUGGAAGCCUUUUGCAGGAGCCAGAACUAUGGAGGGCCUGGUCAUUGAACAGGGCGAAGCAGGGGAUAGAAUGCUGGCGCAGAAGGAUGUCCUCAGGCCGUUCCCCAGAACGCGGAAGACGAUGAAAGCGUUCCUCCUGGGAUUGAAAAGAAUCCUUUUCCGUGUCGGUGAUGACUGGUAUUUCCUCUUUGCUCUUGGGGUCAUCAUGGCUCUGAUCAGCUUCACCAUGGACUUCACCGUCUCCAGAAUGCUGAAUGCUCAUCGGUGGCUCCAGCAGGAACUGGGGGACAACACUCUGCUCAGAUACCUGUCCUGGAUUGUCUACCCCAUCGCCCUGAUCGCCUUCUCCACCGGCUUUGCUCAGAGUAUCACCCCACACUCUGGAGGCUCAGGAAUCCCGGAACUGAAGACGAUCCUCACGGGCGUCAUCCUGGAGGAAUAUCUAACCAUCAAGAACUUUGGGGCCAAGGUGGUGGGUCUGACCUGUACCCUGUCCGCUGGCAGCACCAUGUUCCUGGGCAAAGUGGGUCCUUUUGUCCAUUUGUCCAGCAUGAUCGCAGCCUACCUGGGGCGGAUGAGGACCUCUGUCACCGGACACUACGAGAACAAGCAUAAGGAACAUGAGAUGCUGGUGGCGGCCGCUGCUGUUGGUGUCUCCACUGUGUUUGGUGCACCGAUUAGCGGGGUGCUCUUCAGCGUGGAGGUGAUGUCAUCACAUUUCGCCGUGCGGAAUUACUGGCGCGGAUUCUUCGCUGCCACUUGUGGAGCGUUUAUGUUCCGUCUUUUGGCUGUGUUCAACAGCGAGCAGGAGACAAUCUCAGCCAUCUUCAAAACCAACUUUAAGAUCACCUUCCCCUUUGACCUCCCAGAGACGUUUUUCUACAUGAUCCUGGGGGUGAUCUGCGGGGUGAUAAGCUGUGCCUACCUGUUCUGCCAGCGCUGGCUCCUGGGAUACGUAAAAAGAAAUCCUUUUACCACCAAGUUACUGGCGAAUGAUAAACCCGUGUACUCGGCACUGUUGGCGCUCCUCAUUGCAACUAUAACGUUUCCAGAAUUCCUUGGACAGUACCUGGCAUCACGGCUCACCAUGAAGGAGCUUCUCGUCUCCCUCUUUGAUAACCGCACGUGGUGGACACUUGCCCAGAACAUGUCAGAACUGCGCCCCACAGAAGUGGACCCCAAAAAUCUGUGGAUGGAAUGGACGAACCCACAGAUCUCCAUCUUCGGCACUCUGGCGUUUUUCAUCAUCAUGAAGUUCUGGAUGUUCACCCUCGCCACCACCUUGCCCUUACCCGCCGGGUACUUUAUGCCCGUCUUCAUAUACGGAGCCGCCAUUGGGCGACUGGUGGGAGAGACCGUGGCGUAUAUAUUCCCAGAUGGUAUUACCUCUGAUGGCGUAGUUAACCCCAUCAUUCCUGGAGGAUAUGCUCUGGCAGGGGCAGCGGCCUAUUCGGGGGCAGUGACGCACACCCUUUCUACGGCGCUGCUCGCCUUUGAAGCCACGGGUCAGAUAGCGCACAUCCUUCCGGUGAUCCUGUCGGUGCUGAUCGCCAACGCCAUUGCCCAGAAAUUCCAGCCGUCCUUCUACGAUGGCACCAUCAUCGUGAAGAAGCUGCCGUACCUGCCGCGGAUCCGCAGCCGCCAGAUAAACUCCUACAAGGUGAACGCCAAGGAGUUCAUGAAGACGGACAUCGAGGUGCUCCCACGCGACGCCAGCUUCGACCAUGUUCUCCAGAUCAUUACGUCCUCGGACGACAAGGAGUUCCCAGUGGUGGACAACGCAGACGCUCGGGUCUUGGUCGGCUCGGUGAAGAGAAGUCAACUGAUCAGUUUCCUGGAGACGCACGAGUCCAACCGGCAGCCGACGAGCCCGGAGCAUAAGGCUCUGUGCGAUGGAACCCUUAGUGACGAAUGCAGCUUCGAUCCGGUCACGUUCCAGCUGUCGUCGUCGACGUCCUUACAUGAGGCUCAUCACCUGUUUGAGCUCCUCAAUCUUCAGCAAGCCUUUGUGACAGAAUUUGGGAAGAUUGUCGGCUCUGUCACCCGGAAUGAGAUGAGGAAAGCGAUUGAGAACCUUGCAAACCCAAAAUGAAGCAGAUGGAGGUCAGAAAAAGGACGCCCC
Molecule: messenger RNA, 2267 nt
Organism: Bufo bufo (common toad)
Lineage: Eukaryota; Metazoa; Chordata; Amphibia; Anura; Bufonidae
Gene: CLCNKA
Product: chloride voltage-gated channel Ka
Exons: 20
Coding region: 174-2237 (687 amino acids)
Biological process (GO): transmembrane transport; chloride transport
Cellular component (GO): membrane
Molecular function (GO): voltage-gated chloride channel activity
Source: RefSeq, a predicted model, not a curated record